This is a messenger RNA of Astyanax mexicanus (Mexican tetra), 3033 nucleotides long. Its product is annotated as sodium- and chloride-dependent GABA transporter ine. NCBI's taxonomy places the organism in Eukaryota, Metazoa, Chordata, Actinopteri, Characiformes, Acestrorhamphidae. Bases 45 to 1799 code for a protein of 584 amino acids. Gene Ontology annotation, biological process: sodium ion transmembrane transport. The transcript is spliced from 13 exons. The record is from RefSeq and is a predicted model, not a curated record. Gene Ontology annotation, cellular component: membrane.
GCCUCAGUGACAGAAGCAGCAGCAGUACAGUGCAGUGAGGAGCCAUGACUAUGCAGUCUGAAGCAGGGAGACCCACAUGGAGCAGGCAGAUAGAGUUCACUCUGGCUGGGAUUGGCUGUGCCGUGGGCCUGGGGAACGUAUGGAGGUUCCCUUAUCUUUGCUACAGGAGUGGCGGAGGUGCAUUCCUGGUCCCUUAUCUACUGAUGCUUGUCUUGCUGGGCAUUCCUCUACUGUACAUGGAGCUGACUGUGGGUCAGUACUUAAGGAAGGGGCCCGUCCUCGCCAUGGCCAAGCUUUGCCCUCUGCUGAAAGGCGUGGGCAUGGCUACAGUGGCCAUCUCAUUCAUCAUGAGCACAUAUUACAACGUGAUCAUCACCUGGGCACUGUACUACCUAUUCAGCUCCUUCCAAAGCCAGCUGCCCUGGCAGAGCUGUAACAACACCUGGAACAGACCCAACUGCACCGACUACGCCACCAACAGCUCCUCCACCUCCACUGCCAGCCAGCAGUUCUUCAAUUAUAGGGUGUUGGAGAGAACUACUGGCGUGGAGGAGACUGGUACUCUGAGAUGGGAACUCUUUCUCCUCUUGCUGCUGGCGUGGAUCCUUGUCUACUUGUGUAUCUUUAAAGGGGUCAAGUCUACUGGAAAGGUGGUGUAUUUCACUGCUUUGUUCCCCUAUGUGAUCUUGGUGGCCCUGCUCAUCAACAAUGUCCAGCUUCCUGGAGCCAUCAAAGGUAUCGAGUUCUUCAUCGUGCCUGAGUGGGAGAAGCUGCUGUCUGUGGAGGUGUGGGUAAAUGCAGCUGCUCAGAUCUUUAACUCCAUCGGGAUUGGCUUUGGUUCACUCAUGGCUAUGGCCAGCUACAACUCCUUCAACAACAACGUCUUGAAGGACACCCUGGCUAUAGCCAUCACCAACUCACUGACCAGCAUUCUGGCUGGAUUUGUGAUUUUCUCUGCAUUUGGAUACAUGUCUUACCUUCAGAAUAUCCCAGUCAGUGACAUCGCAGUUGAUGGUCCUGGUCUUGUGUUCGUUGUUUACCCACAGGCCUUUGUGACGAUGCCAGUCGCUCCAAUGUGGGCGGUGUUCUUCUUCUUCAUGCUCCUCUGCCUUGGCCUGGACAGUCAGUUUGCGAUGGUUGAAGUGAUGGUGACCAGUUUGAUGGACAGCUACAGUAAGCCCUUGCUGAGGUUCCUCAGACAGAAGGAGCUGCUGGUUUUGGUUGUAUGCAGUGGUGCUUUUCUCCUGGGCAUCCCGCAUGUCAUGCAGGUUGGUAUUUAUGUGUUCCAGCUGAUGGACCACUACACUGCCAUAGUGUCCAUCAUGUUCCUGGCCUUUUUUGAGGUGGUGGCCAUUUGCUGGUUAUAUGGAGUUAAACGUCUGUCCAGUAAUUUAGAGGAGAUGACUGGAAAAAAGCCCAACAUCUUCUUUAGAGUCUGCUGGAUGGUUAUCUGCCCUGUACUGAUCACAAUAAUUCUAGUGUUCUCAGUGAUUCAGUUCAGACCAGCACGCUAUGAGAGUUACGUGUACCCGGACUGGGCUCAGGGGAUUGGCUGGAUCAUCGCCAUGGCCUCCAUUAUCUGGAUUCCGUUGGCAGCGCUGCACACACUGUGGGUUCUGCCCGGCUCCUUCACAGAGAAACUACGGAAGUCCAUCAGACCCUUCGCUCUGGACGAAGCUGCUCUGAGCCCGUACUACCUCCAGAAGAGAGACGGACUGGGGGAGGUGAUACCUAACGUGGCUGUAAUCAGCUCCAUCAUCCCCCUGCCUGAGAAACCUCCAGUUCAGACCAAUUUAUGACCUUUCCACUUUUAACCUCAGACUUAUUUAUACAGACAUUAAUCCAAAGAAGAUGGAAAUUGAAAGAAAAGAGGUAUAUAUUUUUAAAAGGAUUGCUUCUUAAGUUUCUCUUGACUGACCAGAGGGGGUGGCAUCUGUCUGAAUCCUGCUCAGAUCAAGCACUGACUGUUGCCAUGGUACAAAAAAGGCUUGAGAACAUUGAGAAGACCUUGGCUGACCCAUUGUCCACAAGGAGGAACCGCUGGCAUUCUCAAGCUUCACUGAAAGCAUGUUUUUGCUGAGGAGUUCAUUUCACUCUUUCUACCAGUGGAGAAUUGCCUAGGAUUUUUGUAAAUCUUGAUCAGUUUUUAAAAAAUGAAACACUUGUUGCAUCCAGAAGAAAGGAAUUAACCAAAAGAAUUGAAAAUUGGUGGGAAGUUAUGCCAGACUGUGAUCAAUCUGGUGCGCUAUUCCAACAGAACAAUGCUCGUCCACAUACAGCUGUCGCCUUAAGACACAGAUGCUGCUAAGCGCUGCCGCUAUGAUUAGGAGAUCACCGGUUUGAAUCCGGUUCAUGCAGCUUGCCAUCAGCUGCCGGAGCCCUGAGAGAGCACAAUUCGCCUUGCUCUCUCUGGGUGGGUAGAUGGAGCUCCUUCCCCUAAUAACUCUUAGGCAAAUGUCAAUCAGCACAUGGCAUCUGUGAGCUGAUGUAUCGGAACCGAGUCGCUGCGCUUUCCUCCGAGUGCGCUGUGAUGCUACUUGUCCAGACGCAUCGUUAGACUUAUCUCUGAUGGAAAAUGUUUGAGAUGCUACUAAAUUCGCUACCAACACAAUGACGUCUGGCAUGUUGCAGAGUUACACAAUACUUCUGUAUGUGAAGCUCAAUAAAUACAGUAUAAUCAAAGAUUAUUACCCAUAUCAGUCUAUAGUUUUAAACAUUUAUUGUUCCUGAUUACCUUUACUUUCCAUCCGAAAAGCAUUACAAUCCAACACUUCCUUCUAGGUCUUUUUUUUUGCAACUUUUUCUUUAAAAAUGACUGUAUGUUGUUUGUGUUCUUUAGUGUACAGCAAGAACAUGAUCUGGAGUCGUGUUUCCUAUUAACAUUGUCUUUCCUUUUAAUUUGCAGUAGAAUGUUAUACAAUGUAGGUUUAUAAUACAAUAGUAAUUUACAAAAGUACAUAAUAGAACAGUAGUGGGACACUGCUCAUUUAUUGUUUCUUUAAAAAGCAGGACAAUGAUUUGAAGCACACAAAC